Xiphophorus couchianus (Monterrey platyfish) is the source of this 4036-nucleotide messenger RNA. RefSeq names its product aristaless related homeobox a (gene arxa). Bases 241 to 1644 code for a protein of 467 amino acids. The record is from RefSeq and is a predicted model, not a curated record. Gene Ontology annotation, biological process: regulation of transcription by RNA polymerase II. NCBI's taxonomy places the organism in Eukaryota, Metazoa, Chordata, Actinopteri, Cyprinodontiformes, Poeciliidae. Gene Ontology annotation, molecular function: DNA-binding transcription factor activity, RNA polymerase II-specific; RNA polymerase II transcription regulatory region sequence-specific DNA binding. The transcript has 5 exons.
CACGAGCCAAUCAGGCGCGCGGUUACAGCCUCCACGCAUGUUGAAUGAGCGCGCGGUACAGGAGCAGAGUGCAGCGCGAGACGGACGAACCGCUUGCCUGUCAUUAGCUCAGAGAGUGACAGAGCAGCGACAGAGAGAAGAGAGGAGUAGAGGACACGCACCCAACACCCACACAGAGCGAGAGGACAGGGGAAGAGGGAGCAGAAGCACCCCGAGAGAAGUGGGAGACUGACAGCCAACAUGAGCGCUCAGUUUGAGGAAGAUAUUCUAGACCGGGGUGAGAGAAAGAGCAGCAAAUCCCCGACGUUGCUCUCUUCUUACUGCAUAGACAGCAUUCUGGGCCGCCGCAGUCCCUGUAAGGUCAGACUGAUUGGGGCGCAAAGUUUGACGGGUCUGCCCGGCAGAGGAGAGUUUGACAAGACGACUGACGGGCCAACGAAAGAGCCCCUUUCUCUCGGCGCUGACUUGCACCUGCCUCCCAAACUCCGUCGGCUGUAUGGACCCGGGGGGAAAUACCUGCACGACCACACGGAGAAGCUGGAAAGAGAGAGACUGCUCCUAGAGCAGGCCAGCGAGAGCCUCAAAAUCAGCCAGGCGCCGCAGGUGAGCAUCAGCCGCAGCAAGUCCUACCGGGAGAACGCCUCACUUCACCGGGGAGAGGGCGAGCAGAGUCCAGGGGAGGCCUCGGAGGACGGCGCACUCGGACUGGUGGAGCUCGGGCCCCUCAAGUUCGAGGAGGACGGCGGAAAGGAGGAGGAGGGGAGCUGCGCGGACGCGGCCGCGCUGUCCCCGAAGGACGAGGAGAGGGAGGAGAUCUUGAACGCCGGAGACGGGGACGUGAGGGACGGGGAGGACAGCGUGUGUCUGUCGGCGGGCAGCGACUCCGAGGAGGGGAUGCUGAAAAGGAAGCAGAGAAGAUACAGGACUACGUUCACCAGCUACCAGCUGGAGGAGCUGGAGAGGGCUUUCCAGAAGACGCACUACCCCGACGUGUUCACAAGAGAGGAGCUCGCAAUGCGUCUGGAUCUCACCGAGGCCCGCGUUCAGGUUUGGUUUCAGAACCGCAGGGCCAAGUGGAGGAAGCGCGAGAAGGCAGGGGUGCAGGCCCACCCAUCAGGCCUGCCCUUCCCAGGCCCCCUUGCUGCAGGCCAUCCUCUCAGCCACUACCUAGAAGGAGGGCCAUUCCCUCCUCACCCGCAUCCAGCCUUGGAGUCCGCCUGGACGGCUGCUGCGGCUGCAGCCGCUGCCUUCCCAGGCCUGGCCCCGCCUCACAACAGCUCUGCUCCACCCUUGGCUACCCCACUGGGACUGGGUACCUUCCUGGGCACUGCUGCCAUGUUCCGCCACCCUGCCUUUAUCGGACCCACUUUUGGCAGGCUGUUCUCCAGUAUGGGUCCCCUGACAAGUGCUUCCACCGCUGCAGCCCUCCUCCGUCAGCCCGCGCCCCCAGUGGAGAAACCCUCCCAUGCAGGCUCUGUCCUGCCCGACCCUUCCUCUGCUUCCUCUUCCUCAUCCUCUUCGGCGGCGGCAGACCGCAGGGCCUCAAGUAUUGCCGCGCUGCGCCUCAAGGCCAAGGAACACUCGGCUCAGCUCACCCAACUUAACAUCCUGCCAGCGGGAGCCGCGGGGAAGGAGGUGUGCUGAACACUCAGCAGCAGCUCUAGCCCCUCCCGUCCUGGGCUUACGCCCCAUUCCAUGACAGCCUGCACCCCCUGAGAAAAAAACAAAACAAAACAAAUAAAACAAGAAAAGCAAAACAUUCAUACCUCUGGAGGCUGUCGUCCUGAUGAUGAACACCCCCCUGCCCCUUGUUAGACCUUCCCAGUUACCUCAUGUUUCCCCAACAAAAUAGCACGACCAAAUGCAGAAGAGCACUAGCUGAGAAAGUGUGUCUGUGUGUCUCUGAUAAGCGUUGUUGCCAUUCUUUCACAUAGUUUCCAGAAACACAUAACAUUAAACUCAAUAUCACGAGAGCUCUCAGUUAAAAAGAAUAUUUUGAAAAACAUCCAAAGAUUAAAUACAUUUAUAUAGCUAUCUAUUUCAAAUACUUAUUGCUCCUUCCACAGUCACUCAAACGUGCAUUGGGGAUUGUUUACAGUGCAUACAUAUACAUAUAUGCUUAAUAAAAUAUAAAGCAAACAAGUCAUUAGAGGCGGAAUGUAACAAAUAAAUGAGCUUUUAAUUAAAAAACAGUUUAUAAUCUUUCAAACAUGAGGUAUUGAAACAGCUUUUUGGUGGUUUACGUUUUACAACCAGGACUUUUUUCUUUUUUUUUCAUGGUUUCAUUUCCUUUCCUGAAGUCGAGACACACACACUCACCCCUAGCGCAGAGCUGAAAAACGGCAGGGGAACCCAGACUUUUAUACAACAGAGUUCCUCGGAUGUGGACAACACCAGUGCUCGACAUUAACUCUGCUUAAUCUGUAUGCAUUAUUAUGUGGGCUGAGCCAGUCUGCAUGUUUAACAAAGGCGAGUCGGAGGAGGUCCCCCUCCUUCCCCCCACACCCACAACCUCACCCACCCACACACACACACACACACACACACACCCUGAACCAAAGGAAAACUUGUCCAUAGACCUUCCAUAGCCUUCUCUGCAAGCCUGACUCCUCUCCACUGCUCGCUUGUCCAUCUGUCACACUCAGCCGCACCACUGCGAACGUAUAUCUAAUUAAAAUUUACCUUCUAGAUGAUCUAUGCAUCUAUGUUUCUCUAUUUGGUUAAAUUUGAUUUUCACAGCAGUGGCAUUUCAGCUGACUCUGACUCCAGGACAUACGAGCAAUGAGAUCUGACUGUGUGAGAGAAAAAUUGUAAAUAUUGUGUAAAAAAAAAAAAGAAAAGAAAGAAAAAAAAGAGAGAAAGAAAAAGCUUGAAAAGUAAGAGAAAAAGGAUCGUUUUCAAAACAAGGUCGUGUAUAUUUUAAGAGACCCUGUUUUGAUCAAUUUGCACUCGGUGUAGUGUGUAAUGAAUGUCGCCCUGUGUAGAUUUCCACCUGUGUUUAUGAAUUAUUAGGUUUUUAGAUAAUUAUUUAUGUCAAAACUUUUCCCAGAGGAAAUGAGUGAAGGAUAUUUGUUUUUCAUAUUAAGUGAUUGUAAUUUCCUGGCUUAAUAAGAUUAAUUUGAAUAAAUGACAUUGGUAAAAUGAGUUAGUAUUAUUAUUUAAAAUUUCCUCGAUAAUUAGAGGCUUACUCCAGGAAAAAAUAUUUUUAAAAUAUAUAAAACAAUGAAUAAAAGGUGCAAAGAAAAAUAUGUGCUUUCCUGUCUUACCUUGCAAUGGCAGGUGCUCAAAAGAGGAAUAUUUUCCCAAAAGCCAAAAUAUAUUAGUAGGUGUUUAAUCCUCCACAGUUCAGUUGACAAAAUACUAACCGUAUAUUCAUGAGCUUAAUCCCUACAUAAGAAAGGCGCGACAAAGGCGAGGGGUUUUCAAUUAAAGCGCCCACUUUAUCUUUGGGGGGCCGUCACAAAACUUGCCUAAAAACCCUUUAAAGGCGCUAAAUUGGUCUUAACAUCUGUAAUGCCAUGUCGAUGGAAGAGAGUCCCCUUUGUCAUUAAUGAAGUAACAAACCACUUCAUCAAACGGCUUUCACACACACAACCUGGGAGAGUUAAUUCCCCCCUCCAAAUCCCCACUCUGAUGCCGGACUAUUACACCAAUCAAUGGUUAUUCUGCUCAGUUUGACCCAACCAUGGUACCCGACCAAACCGCGUGAAAUUACCCCACGGAUUAAUGUAGUCCCCCUUUCUUUUAUUAAAAAAUAUAUUGUCUGCAUCUGGGAAAAGCCUCCUCUAUAAUUCUUCCAGCCCUUCAGUUUUUUUUAAACACCAGUUAAUCACUCAGUUUUACUGCAUAAAAAAAAAAAAGAAAGACUCAUAUAAUAAGGGACUGAAGGACAUACUUAGAGCAGGCGUGUCUCUAGAAACUGGGCUAGCCAAUGUUGCACCAAAACCAAAAGCUGUGAUAGAAUUUCAGGAGUUUUAAUAUUCUCUUUUUAUUUACAUGUAUCAGAGUAAAUAUACUUGAAAUCAGAAUGUGGGGG